CGCUCCGCCGCCGUCCCGGCGUGCCCUGCGUUAGCCAGCGAGAAGGUGUUCGGUGACUCACCACCCGCCCUCUCGCGCUCUCUUUCCCUCUUCUCUCCCUCUCGCACUCACACACACCCGGCCCGAGAUGGCGGCGGCGGCGGGGGACUCGGAUUCCUGGGACGCGGACACGUUUUCGGUGGAGGAGCCGGUGCGGAAGGCGGGGGGCGCGGCCGGCGGGGACCGCUGGGAGGGCGAGGAUGAGGAUGACGACGUCAAGGAAAACUGGGAUGAUGAUGAUGAAGAAAAAAAAGAGGAGACAGAGGUAAAACCAGAAACGAAAGUUUCAGAAAAGAAGAAGAUAGCAGAGAAAAUCAAAGAGAAAGAACGGCAACAGAAAAAAAGACAAGAAGAAAUUAAGAAAAGGUUGGAAGAACCUGAAGAAUCUAAAGAGCUCACACCAGAAGAACAAUUAGCAGAUAAACUACGGCUAAAGAAAUUACAGGAAGAGGCAGACCUUGAAUUAGCAAAAGAAACCUUUGGUGUUAAUAACACAAUCUGUGGUAUAGAUGCCAUGAACCCCUCUUCAAGAGAUGACUUCACAGAGUUUGGCAAGUUAUUAAAAGAUAAAAUUACACAGUAUGAAAAAUCUCUAUAUUAUGCCAGUUUCUUGGAAGCAUUAGUUCGAGAUGUGUGUAUUUCAUUGGAAAUUGAUGACUUGAAAAAGAUUACCAAUUCAUUGACAGUGCUAUGCAGUGAAAAACAGAAACAAGAAAAACAAAGCAAAGCCAAAAAGAAGAAGAAAGGUGUGGUUCCUGGAGGGGGAUUAAAGGCUACAAUGAAAGAUGAUCUUGCAGACUAUGGUGGCUAUGAUGGAGGAUAUGUGCAAGACUUUGAAGACUUCAUGUGACAUUUCAUCUUCUCCCCAAUGUCUUCUGUUGCCCACAGUCCCUUCAACAUGUAGCACAACUUCCUUUCCUUUAAGUUCUGCCAAAUGCUACAAUCAAAAGUGCAGUAUCUUUGUGCUGGUUACUUAACCCCUUGACACUUAGGUGCUAAUGCAAUGGGGAACUUGGUUCUUGUUGCCAAGGGGUUAAAAUCGGGAAACUCGGUUGCUACUAAAUCACAGUAAAACAAAUCCUAAUAAUGUUGUCAUUGUUGCUAUCCGUUCCAGGGCAGCAGAGUCACUAAAUUGGAAACAAUAGUUGCAACAUGACAAAAAAAAAUGUAGUAUUUACCAGCACCAUUCAAUAAUACAGCCUUAACCAUACCUCCUUGAACUACUUCAUAUCUUGUCAACAAAAGCAGUUUGCAACAAGGGCAUGUGGGUGUGCACCUAGUAUUAAAAUUGCUUUGUCUUAAGGUAGAGCGUGAGGAUUUUAAAAAUACAUUGCAAAGACGACUGCUUAUUUCAGAGUAAGGAUACUGUGCCUCAAAUGGCUACUAGUUUUGACAUUUUAAAAAAUUAAAUGACCAAAAACUACCAACUUUGAAGCCGCAGAGGUAAUGUCUCCAUUUUUGCAUCUGACAAAAUCCAACUUGUGGUAUUUCGAGUGUAUAAACAGUCUAGUUUAUAUUUACCGGAAUAUUUCUACUGAUGCAGCUCUUAAGAGGGGGGAAAUUCUUGACCUGUUUUAUUUGCCUGAUUUAAAAUGUCUGAGAAACAAAAGUUCCUUUGUUCUCCUAGGCUGAAACAACAACUUUCACAGGGUUUUGGCAUUUCCUUUCCUUUACAAACAUGCUUAGCAAACUGCAACAGUUAACUACAGUUUGGUAAAUUGUUAUGUUAACAAUUAUGACAUCUGCAAUGUUUUAUAAAGCAACUAAUUUAAUAAAAUCACUAUUGUGAGGACUUCAUUUUGUGUGUGAGCUCUCAGGAAACACUUAAGUGUCCUGAUGCUGACUUGAUUUUUUGACCUAAGUUUACCUUUGAUUGAAAAAAAAAAGUAAAUCAAGUGGAGAGAAUGGAACAGAUUUCCCUCUGUAGUUACAGAAGCCCAACAAAGAUUGGUUUGCUGCUGCUUUAGGAGAGGGGCUUGUUGUUAAGGAGUCAUGCCAUUAAUAUGAUACUGAAACUAUAAAGCUGUGUGGUUGGUACCUAGUCCUAUUCUGACAUGUUGGAGAAUUCAAAUGCUUAAAUACUGUCUCUACUAUUUGUAAGUAGUACUCUUUUCACAGAGCCCUUAAAUUUGAAGCUCUCGACAGCUUUACAGGGAUGAUUUGUGUAUGAAAUGCCUAUGAACACUUAUGAUAGAAGCUUAAUUUCCACAUUUUUUCUACAGCCAUUGAAGCAAAGUGGUAUUGAAUUGAGUUUCACUGUGAUUAAUAGAUUUUUAGGAGGUUUUUGUAAAUGAGGGGUAAGACACAAAAGUUAUCUUUUCUGGGUUUUUCAAUGUCAUGGGGAUAGAAAGUAUAAGGAAGAACAUUUUUCAUACUUGGCCUGUUGCAGAAUGUGAUAGGAAGAGAUCACAAUAUCCCAGCCUCUAAGUCAAACCGUUUUUGUCAUGGAGCUCUUUGGUAGUCUGGUGAAAACCUAUGGUUUUCUCAGAACUUUUUAAAUAUCUAAAAAGGAAACUUGAAAUAAAUAAAUAGUUAUCAAAUAA
Molecule: messenger RNA, 2582 nt
Organism: Dromiciops gliroides (monito del monte)
Lineage: Eukaryota; Metazoa; Chordata; Mammalia; Microbiotheria; Microbiotheriidae
Gene: EIF3J
Product: eukaryotic translation initiation factor 3 subunit J
Exons: 8
Coding region: 128-889 (253 amino acids)
Cellular component (GO): cytoplasm; eukaryotic translation initiation factor 3 complex
Molecular function (GO): translation initiation factor activity
Source: RefSeq, a predicted model, not a curated record